Molecule: messenger RNA, 555 nt
Organism: Aspergillus oryzae RIB40
Lineage: Eukaryota; Fungi; Ascomycota; Eurotiomycetes; Eurotiales; Aspergillaceae
Exons: 1
Coding region: 1-555 (184 amino acids)
Source: RefSeq, a predicted model, not a curated record
AUGCGAUUCGAAAUACCUAUCCUCGUCGCUCUCACCGCUGGUGGAAGUAUAGUCUCCGCCAUUAAGCUUCCUUUGACCUACUGCGUCCAGGUAAUCCCCGAGGUUAUCAGUGGCCUCAACCCGGACAGAAUCUAUGAACACGCAAGAACCAAAGUAUGUAGCGCCGGAUGCGUAGUCAAGGUGUCCGACUACCAGAGCAAAGGGCGUGAAAUGGGCAUACAGAUCAUCGACGAGCAGUCAAAGGAGAUGGGCGCUCCUGAACUGAGCUCGGAGUAUACCAAAGUACUCGAUUCCAUUUACAACACGGCUUUGGAAAAGUGUGAAGCUAAGCAGCUUGGAGAGACCAACAUUUGCGAUGUGGACCCUGCGCAAGGAAGAAAGAUCGGGCAAUGCGUGAAGCGCAACAUGUUGAGCAUUGUGUUCGACCAACCUGAGGCCUUUUGGUCGAUUCUCACGACAAAGUGUGAGGAGCAGUACCGGUUCUUUUCCAAUGAAGAUUUGUGGGAGAUAAAGUUUCCACAGUACCUGGAGAAGUUUGCUAGAGAACGAUGCUGA